Messenger RNA from Peromyscus californicus insignis, 1197 nucleotides. RefSeq names its product arylacetamide deacetylase (gene Aadac). The record is from RefSeq and is a predicted model, not a curated record. Lineage: Eukaryota; Metazoa; Chordata; Mammalia; Rodentia; Cricetidae. The coding region runs from base 1 to 1197 and encodes 398 amino acids. Gene Ontology annotation, biological process: positive regulation of triglyceride catabolic process. Gene Ontology annotation, molecular function: serine hydrolase activity; triacylglycerol lipase activity. Gene Ontology annotation, cellular component: endoplasmic reticulum membrane. The transcript is spliced from 5 exons.
AUGGCGAGAACCAUUUUGCUUCUUGUCGCUGUGGUCCUUGUAGCUUAUUAUGUUUAUGUCCCUCUUCCAGGUGAUAUUGAGGAGCCUUGGAAACUGCUACUUGAAACGACACAUCUAAAAAUAAUAAUGGAUUUGAUUUCUUUUGCUGAACAUUUGGGAAUCAAUCAUUUCAUGGACUCAAUACAGUUCCUUAUGAGAUUUCAAGAAGUCCCAGCCACUUCUGAUGAAACUGUCACUGUGACUGAGACAACUUUCAACAGUGUUCCUGUCCGCAUCUACAUGCCCAAAAGGAAGUCAGAGACACUCAGGAGGGGCCUGUUUUUUAUUCAUGGCGGUGGUUGGUGUUUGGGGAGUGCUGCUUUUGUUAACUACGACCUUCUGGCAAGACAGACAGCUGAUAGACUUGAUGCUGUUGUCGUGUCAACCAACUAUGGCUUAGCCCCCAAAUACCAUUUUCCACAUCAGUUUGAAGAUGUGUACAGUGCCUUGCGAUGGUUCUUACAAGAAAACAUUCUUGAAAGAUAUGGCGUAGACCCUAGAAGAGUUGGUGUAUCUGGGGACAGUGCUGGUGGGAACUUAGCUGCAGCUGUGACCCAACAGCUCAUACAUGAUACAGAAGUCAAGACCAAACUCAAGGUCCAGGCCUUAGUAUAUCCUGCUCUUCAGGCUCUUGAUAUGAAAUUACCUUCAUACCAAGACGGUUCAUAUUUUCCAUUUUUACCCAUCUCAUUGAUGGUCAGGUUUUGGAGUGAAUACUUUACUACUGAUCGAACUCUGGAGAAAGCCAUGCUUCUCAACCAACAUGUACCUAUGGAAUUCAGCCAUCUGUUCCAAUUUGUGAACUGGAGUUCCUUGCUCCCUGAGAGAUAUAAGGCAGGUCACUUUUAUGAGAGUCCCACUCCUGGUAGUUCUGAGCUUGCUAAAAAAUACCCAGGGUUUCUAGAUGUGAAGGCAUGCCCUCUGUUGGCCAAUGACAACACAUUGAGUCAUUUACCUCUGACCUAUAUCAUCACUUGUCAGUAUGAUGUCCUAAGAGAUGAUGGACUCAUGUAUGUCACGCGGCUUCAGAAUGCUGGAGUUCAUGUGACUCAUCAUCACUUUGAGGAUGGAUUCCAUGGAGCAUUCACCCUUCAUCGUUUUAAAAUUGCAGACAAGAUGCAAAAUCAGUACUUGAGUUGGCUUAUGAAAAAUCUAUAG